AUGGAUAAAUGCAAAACUAAAGCAGUACCCUUAGAAGCAGGCUAUCAAACCAUGUGCGAUGAUGAUUGCAAUAAGGCAGACGCUAAGCAAUAUCAAUCGUUGAUAGGUGCGCUUAUGCACUUAGGUUUAACAACAAGGCCUGACAUACUACACUCUGUCUCAAAAUUAUCACAGAGAAACAAAAAUCCACACAUUGAACAUAUGACCGCUGCUAAACAUAUAUUGAGAUAUUUGAAAGCAACUUUAGAUUUUAAACUUUUAUAUCGUGCAGGUGGCAGCUGUAUCGAAGGCUUCGUCGAUGCGGAUUGGGGAAGUGAUCCUCAUGACCGCAAAUCUUAUACAGGUUUCGUGUUCUUUUACGGAAAAUGCGCCAUAUCGUGGGAGUCAAGGAAGCAAACAACAAUAGCCUUAAGCAGCACAGAAGCCGAAUAUAUAGCGGCAUCGAACGCGGCUAAAGAAGCAGUUUAUUUGCAGCGCCUGCUGAAUGAAAUAGGCUUCUCGAAAGAUCAACCAAUUAUUUUACACAUCGACAACCAAGGCGCUCAAAAGCUAGCGACUAAUCCUGUAUACCACAACCGAACAAAGCAUAUCGAUGUGCGUUAUCACCAUAUACGAGAGUUGGUUAACGACAAAAUGAUUACUUUAUCAUAUUGUCCGACGGAUGAAAUGACAGCUGACAUAUUCACAAAGAAUCUCCCGGGAAUCAAGCAUAAGAAAUUUACAACCAACAUGAAUAUCUUGUGA
Molecule: messenger RNA, 744 nt
Organism: Rhagoletis pomonella (apple maggot)
Lineage: Eukaryota; Metazoa; Arthropoda; Insecta; Diptera; Tephritidae
Product: secreted RxLR effector protein 161-like
Exons: 1
Coding region: 1-744 (247 amino acids)
Source: RefSeq, a predicted model, not a curated record